AUUUUAUCGCUAUGGCUAAUAUGACUUUUGGGUUUUUGUUGUAGCGUUUCUCAGCUGAAAUGAACUCAACACAGUCUUAGGAUUUCUGAACCUCGAUUUGCCGCAGAUACUUCCUCUUGAGGAAUUGGGAAUGAAUGGAGAUGACAAUCUCAGCAACAAGCAAUUCCUGCAUGAUUAGAUUCAGUGGCAUUCUCCAGAAAGGAUUAGUAUCACCAUCUCCCAGGAGAAAGUAUGGAAAAGGAUUUUUAAGAAAUCUUUCCAUAUGUGCCUCACCAUCAAUAUCUUCUACAAUUGACCCUAUCAUUGUUCAGUCCCCCUCAUUUACAGUACUUGCCUCCCAAGUUUCAGUCUCUGAUGUGCCACAACGUUCAGAUGAGUGGUUUGCCCUUAGAAGGGACAAGCUGACUACAAGCACAUUCAGUACUGCAUUGGGGUUUUGGAAAGGGAGCCGUCGCGUUGAGUUGUGGCACGAGAAAGUGUUUGCGUUAGAGGCACAAAUCACGGAAGCUUCUCAAAGAAAUGCAAUGUCAUGGGGAAUGCUCAAUGAAGCAGCAGCUAUAGAUCAGUAUAAAAAAAUCACAGGUAGUGAGGUGAGCUUUAUGGGGUUUGCGGUUCAUUCGAACGAGCGUUAUGGUUGGCUUGGUGCUUCCCCUGACGGUCUUCUUGGGUGCUUCCCAGAAGGUGGGAUAUUGGAAGUCAAGUGUCCUUAUAACAAGGGCAAGCCUGAGACAGGUUUGCCAUGGUCAACCAUGCCUUUCUAUUACAUGCCUCAGGUGCAGGGCCAAAUGGAGAUAUUGGACUGUGAAUGGGUUGAUUUGUAUUGCUGGACACCAAAUGGUAGCACUAUAUUUCGUGUGGUCAGGGAACGUGCUUAUUGGGACUUGUUACAUGGGAUUUUGAGAGAGUUUUGGUGGGAAAAUGUGAUUCCGGCUAGGGAAGCUCUGGUAUUGGGAUGUGAAGAACAGGUGAACUCGUUUAAGCCUUCAUUUAGACACGAGAAGACAGGUUUAGCAAUUGCUAAAAGCAUUAAGUUAGCUAGUCAAACAAAGCUAUUAUGCAGAGAAACUGCAGGUCAUGUUGAAUUUUUUAGCUGAUUGGAGUUCACAAGUUGUAGGUUAAGCAACUGAUUCAACAUUGUAAUAUUGAUUCUGUAUAACAUUUUCAUGUCCAAUUAUGUGUUAUUUGCUUGAAAAAAAUGUUAAAA
This is a messenger RNA of Gastrolobium bilobum, 1204 nucleotides long. RefSeq lists its product as uncharacterized. The transcript is spliced from 2 exons. The record is from RefSeq and is a predicted model, not a curated record. Bases 135 to 1094 code for a protein of 319 amino acids. Lineage: Eukaryota; Viridiplantae; Streptophyta; Magnoliopsida; Fabales; Fabaceae.